AUGGUGGACAAGGAUUGGGUGCAUCUUUGCAGAGCUGAUCCUGCGUAUGAGAGAGGGGCUACAAAUUUUGUUCGAGCUGUGUCUGCGGAUAUGGGAGACGUUGAUUUGAUUGUAUGUCCUUGCAUUGAUUGCCGUAAUAUUGAUCGGCAUGCUGGCAGUAUAGUAGUUGAUCAUCUGGUAACAAGAGGAAUGGAUGAAUCAUAUAAGAUGCAGUCUGAUUGGUAUCAUCAUGGAGAAUUGAAUCCAGUGGUUGAUGGUGAAAGCAAUCAAAGUCAGUGGAGUGAUGAGAUUUUUGGGUUAUAUCAAGCGGCUGAAUAUCUGGAUGAGGAGUUUGCUAAUACGGAUGAGUUGAGUCAGAUUGCAGAGGGUGAGAAUUUGAAAGAAGAUGAGUUGCUUGCAAAGCUUGCGGAUGCUGAUACACCAUUAUAUCCAUCAUGUGUCAACCACAGCAAGCUGUCAGCUAUUGUAUCACUGUUCAGACUAAAAACACAGAAUGGCUGGUCUGACAAGAGCUUCAAUGAUCUGUUGGAGACAUUGCCAGAGAUGUUACCAGAAGACAAUGUGCUGCACACAUCACUAUAUGAGGUGAAGAAAUUUUUGAAAUCCUUUGAUAUGGGUUACCAGAAGAUUCAUGUAUGUGUCAAUGAUUGCAUCCUAUUCAUAAAAAAGUACCAGACGCUUGAGAACUGUCCUAAAUGCAAGGCUUCAAGAUGGAAGACUAACAUGCAUACUGGAGAAGUAAAGAAAGGUGCCUUUCAUAAAGUAUUACGGUACUUCCCCAUAAUCUCAUGCUUUAAGAGAAUGUUUAGGUCUGUCAAUAUGGCUAAGGAUUUAAGGUGGCACUUUAAUAACAAGAGUAGCGAUGGAAAACUCCGCCACCAUGUGGAUUCAGUCACAUGGGAUCAGAUGAAUGCUAAAUAUCCUUCAUUUGCAUCUGAAGAAAGAAAUGUGAGGCUUGGACUUUCCACUGGUGGAUUUAAUCCAUUCAACAUGAAGAAUACCAUGUAUAGUUGCUGGCCUGUUAUGUUAGUAAACUACAAUCUGCCACCUGACUUAUGCAUGAAAAAGGAGAACAUCAUGCGUACAUUGUUAAUUCCUGGUCCACAACAGCCGGGUAAUAAUAUAGAUGUCUACUUAGAACCACUUAUUGAGGAUCUACAACAUAUGUGGAAUGAUGGGGAGUUAACAUAUGAUGCUGUUAGUAAAUCAACUUUUACUCUUAAGGCGAUGCUGCUAUGGACGAUUAGUGAUUUUCCUGCAUAUGGGAAUCUUGCAGGCUGCAAAGUAAAGGGUAAAAUGGGAUGUCCUUUAUGUGGGAAAAAUACAGACAGUAUGUGGUUGAAGUUCAGUAGAAAACAUGUCUACAUGUGCCAUAGAAAGGGUCUGCCACCAACACAUAGUUUUCGCUGGAAGAAGUUUUGGUUUGAUGGAAAAGCUGAACAUGGGAGAAAGAAAAGAUCUGCAUGUAAGAGGAAAAGGAUGGCAUCAACUGGAUUGGGUUCUGAUAGUGAGGAUUUAUCUAGUGAAUCUGAGGAAGAUGAAGAGGAAGAGAUAGACGAGGAGGAGAUAUCAAGAUGGAAGAAACGGUCAAUCUUUUUCAGACUACCUUAUUGGGAGGAGCUACCCGUAAGACAUAACCUUGAUGUAAUGCAUGUGGAGAGAAAUGUGGCUGUGAGUAUAGUAUCGACAUUGUUGCAUUGUGGGAAAUCUAAGGAUGGUCUUAAUGCUCGCAAAGAUCUGGAGGUCCUUGGUAUUAGGAAGGAAUUGCAUCCUAAAACACAAGGAAAAAGAACAUACUUACCUGCAGCAGUUUGGUCUUUGUCCAAGGGAGAGAAAAAGAUUUUUUGUAGGCGACUUUUUUAUUUCAAAGGCCCAGAUGGAUACUGCUCAAACAUAUCAAGAGGCGUAUCAUUACAAGACUGUAAGGUCACAGGUCUGAAAUCCCAUGAUUAUCACGUGAUAAUGCAACAACUUCUUCCAAUUGCACUUAGAGGUUUGUUACCCAAAGGUCCGAGGGUAGCAAUUGUACGCUUAUGCGCAUUCUUCAAUCAGUUGUGUCAGCGAGUAAUUGAUAGGGAUCAGAUAUUGGCAAUGGAAGCUGAGAUUGUUGAAACUCUUUGCAUGUUUGAAAGAUAUUUUCCUCCAACUUUCUUCGAUAUCAUGGUGCAUUUGACGGUACAUCUAGGACGUGAAGCUCGGCUAGGUGGUCCAGUUCAUUUUAGAUGGAUGUACCCAUUUGAGAGGUAUAUGAAAGUUCUUAAAGACUAUGUGAGAAACACUGCAAGACCAGAGGGGUGUAUUGCUGAAUGCUACCUUUCAGAAGAAUGCAUCCGGUUUUGUAGUGAAUUUUUGAAAAAGACUACAAAUGUUCAAGAAAAGAUGGAUAGAAACACUGACUUUGAGAACAACACGAUUCUGGAAGGACGUCCAAUAUCUGCAGGCACUCCAAUCACUCUUACUGAAGCGGAGAAGAAAAUAGCCCAUAUGACUGUCAUACAAAAUAUGGUUUUUGUUGAUCCUUAUGUUGAGUCUAGUGCAAAGGACACUUCACAAGUGAUGGAUUUGGUAUCUUACUAUGGGAGAGUAACUGACAUUAUAUUGUUGGACUAUAAUGUCUUUUACGUCCCUCUCUUCCAUUGUCAAUGGGCAGUAAGGGGAAAUGGAGUUAAGGGAUCCAUACUAGCCUCUCAAGCUAAGCAAGUGUUUUACUCAAGGGAAAAUGAGUCAUCGAGUUGGUAUGUGGCUAUGAGAGGUCCUUCAAGAAGAUACACUCAGAAAGAAUAUGAAGAUGGAAUAGCAGACAUUAGGCCAUUGCCACCAGAUAUUGACGUUGGUGUUGACUUGGAUGAAUCUGAAAAUGAGCGAACAGAUUGUGAAGGAAUAUAUGUGUGA
Molecule: messenger RNA, 2892 nt
Organism: Camelina sativa (false flax)
Lineage: Eukaryota; Viridiplantae; Streptophyta; Magnoliopsida; Brassicales; Brassicaceae
Source: RefSeq, a predicted model, not a curated record